This is a messenger RNA of Labrus bergylta (ballan wrasse), 3840 nucleotides long. It is a transcript of the gene pptc7a, whose product is annotated as protein phosphatase targeting COQ7 a. Gene Ontology annotation, cellular component: mitochondrion. Gene Ontology annotation, molecular function: protein serine/threonine phosphatase activity. Lineage: Eukaryota; Metazoa; Chordata; Actinopteri; Labriformes; Labridae. Gene Ontology annotation, biological process: protein dephosphorylation. The record is from RefSeq and is a predicted model, not a curated record.
CCUGCCAGCGGAGUGGAGUGAGUGUGUGGGGCCACAGGGCAGCUCGGUCACACUGACUGUGUGUUGUGACUGAAGAGCAGAUCAUCUGGCACCAUGGCUACGGAGAAGCAGGUCGUGCAGAGGAGACUGUUUCCUGUAUGACUUGUAGCUUGUUAUCUCAGCGGAAGGCUUUGUGUGUGCGUGUCUGGUUGUUGUUGUCUGGCUCAUCUCCUGCUGCGUUAGCAAGUCAACAUACUAGAGUGCUCACAUCGACGCUAAGCUAGCAGGGCUGCUAGCUUGGCUGGGUUGUUUGUUGGGAGCUGGUGUGUAGGUGAUGUUGUCCGUGCUGUCGUACGGGAGACUCGUUGCCAGAGCUGUCAUCGGCGGACUUUCUCAGACAGACAGCCGUGACUACAGCCUGGUGACGGCGAGCUGCGGCUUCGGCAAAGAUUUCCGCAAAGGCAUCCUGAAGAAAGGGAUGUGCUACGGGGACGACGCGUGCUUCAUCGCCCGACAUAGAUCCGCGGAUGUUUUGGGUGUAGCAGAUGGAGUAGGCGGCUGGCGAGACUAUGGAGUAGACCCGUCUCAGUUUUCAGGCACACUGAUGAAGACGUGCGAGAGGCUGGUGAAGGAGGGGCGCUUCAUUCCCAGCAACCCCGUGGGAGUCCUCACGACCAGCUACUACGAGCUGCUGCAGAACAAAGUGCCACUCCUGGGAAGUAGCACAGCCUGCAUUGUGGUCUUAGACCGGCAGCGUCACCGGCUGCACACGGCCAACCUGGGAGACUCGGGCUUCCUGGUGGUCCGGGGAGGGGAAGUUGUCCACCGUUCAGACGAGCAGCAGCACUACUUCAACACGCCCUUCCAACUGUCCAUCGCUCCCCCGGGGGCUGAAGGAGCCGUGCUCAGUGACAGCCCUGACGCCGCAGACAGCUCGUCCUUCGAUGUCCAGCUCGGUGACAUCAUCCUCACCGCCACCGACGGGCUGUUUGAUAACAUGCCUGACUACAUGAUCCUGCAAGAGUUAAAGAAACUCAAGAAUUCAAACUAUGAGAGCAUCCAGCAGACCGCACGGAGCAUCGCAGAGCAGGCCCACGUGCUGGCGUAUGACCCCAACUACAUGUCACCUUUUGCUCAGUUUGCCUGUGACAAUGGACUGAACGUCAGAGGGGGAAAGCCUGAUGACAUCACAGUGCUACUCUCCAUCGUGGCAGAAUACACGGACUAACCUCGGUGUCGAGCUGGGACUGGGGUUGCUCUGCAUCUGCAGGUGAUGGACUGCUUUGAUUCCUGCAGGCCAGGAUGAAGGACUGAUGUCACAUGCUUCACAUGUCUGACUCUAUGCUGCAUAACCCCCCCCCCCCCAAGCUGAGCAUCAAUCCCCCCCCCCAGAGAGUGAAUGAAUCCAGAGGACCGGAGGCCUCAAACAUCCUUCUGGGCCGGCUGCAGACUUGGCAUCUUCGGCAGGUUUCCAGUGCUCACUGGAUAAUCCUAUUGUGUGGGAUAAGCCAUCAUUGGGCAACAUGGAGAUGAUGAUCCUGUCCGACAAGGAUAAGUCCUCUUUCUUUGAUGGUGGUGCGAGCAGGGAGGAAGUGGAGAAUCAGAGACAGUGGCAGAUGUGGUCAGACCCCAGGUGUAAGACUGUAAAAGCCCCCCACCCCCCCACCACAAUAUACACAUACACACACACACACACACACACACACACACACACACACACACACACACACACACACACACACACACACACACACACACACACACACACACACACACACACACACACACACACACACACACACACACACACACACACACACUCUUGCUGGGCUGCUGGAAGAGAAAGACCGUCAUCCUGGAGCAUCAAGAAGGGAACUGCACAGGAAACGGCAGCGUUAGGGCUCAAUAAAUGGGCUGCCUUGGGUAUGCAGAUGUUCCUAAUAAUAUGGUGUUUGUCAAAGGGCCUCGAUCCUCAAACGUUGGUGCGGGAGAUGUUGGCUAAUCUCAGAUAUUUUGUUAAAUGUUUGCAAAAAACAAAAAAAUAAGAGUGUACUGGUAUGUGACAUUUCUACAUGGUGUUGGCAGGGUGAUCCGACAAGAUUUCAUGCAGAAGAGUGCACACCAUUUGUUACUUUCAUUAUUGGCUGAAGGACUUUAUAGUUAAAACCUCCUCGCCACAUUAUCGUCAAACUGAUGUCCUCCCUUUAAUCUCACCAUGCCGCCACUGCUGAAGUCUUGAUUGUGAUCAUGUGUGAUGUCUCUACGAACAUGCGUGUGUGUAAAUUCUGAAUGCAGCCAUGCCCGUCAGUGAAUUGAGAUGUUUCAUACGUGUCUAUGAAACAGAAAUGAAGGCUGCAGACGUCUGCGUAUCCACUGGGCUGAUCGGGUCUCACAGCCUUAAACGCACAAAGCGAGUUGGUCACGUGACCAAAGUUAUUUUUGUAUCUUGUUCAAUUCUUUCGAGCGAUCAGCACAUCAGAGUAGCUUGAGAACUUUCCGUUCCUUCUCUCCAUCCUUUCUGCCGCGGAGCUCCGGAGGCACAUUCAUGUCAAGGUCGCUGUUUCCAUGACAUCACCACAGAUUUGCACUCUGCAUUCACUACAAUCCUAAUCCACAGUUUAAAAUCUUUGUGCAACAUCGUCAGAAUAACGUGCCUUGUAUCAGGUGUUGGCGAUACUAGCUCCUUAAUUCCUUAAACCCCACAACAAUGUGCCCGGCUCUGAGCACAAGCCUGAAAACUGUUAAGUAGCCAUAAAGUGAGAACAGCUUUCCCAUCAUGCCCUGCAGGUUUCACCCCUUCUCUCUGCAUCCACAGCAAUUCCAACCUUUCUGAAACCUGCAGAAACCGUCAGCUCAGUCUGGAGUUUAGGAAUACUUAUCGAGCCAUCACACACAUACAAACUCCCUGCGGAUCAGGAGACGGAUGUUUACAUUGUGUAUGAUCAGACCCCCAGUUUCCACAUACUCCAUAAGUGCUGCGCUCCGUCAGCGUCGCACACUAAGCUUUCGUUCGCUGCUACUCAAGUCAAUGAUUGUGUUUCCACAGUGAGCGCCGCGGCCCGUCUCUGGAGCGUGCCAUCAGCGCCUCCGCAUUCUGCACUGUUUAAAACACGCUGCAAGACAGAGUUCGCUGCAGGGACAUGUCAAGAUGGACAGAUUAGAUCGACCCGGACAGGAAGUCAGACGUCCAGUCCAUUUCAAAAUAAAACACAUAAUACAGGCUCCCAAUAGUAUUUUCCAUCACUUUAUCAACAUUACGUCAAAACACGCAUGAACAAAUCAUCCUCAGAAAGACAAAGCAACAUGUUGUUUGCACGUUUUUGUCUUUAUUCCCGCGUGAUCUUGUAGUUCUCGUGUGAUCUUGUAUUUCUCGUGAUGUGUGAACAGCUGCUCAUGGCAGCACUCGCGCUCCAGAAACAGAUCCAGUGGGGCAGGGCGACGUAGCUAAACCGUGGCGCUGACGGAGUAUGUGGAAAUUGGGGGAACGCACUGCUCCCUCUCUUAACCUGACAAACUGGAAGACAGUAUCAGAUUUUCUUUUGAUGGGCGGGGCAGCGAGAAGUCAAAUGUAACUUCUUUUAGUCUUAAAGCCCCGAGGACAAUCGAAGCAGCCUUAACAAUUUCAAAGUAAAAGCAAUUCUCCUCGUCAGAUUGCACGUCACUGUUGAUCUUCGAGGUUCCUGCUUCCUGACUUAGAGCUGCUCUUACACGUCUCCCCGCCUCUCGUCCUUCUCUCCCACACACACUUUGUUACAAACCAGAGCACGUGUCUAUAUAUUUUGAGUGUACAGUUCAGUUGUGAGAAAAAAAACAUUUUUUGAGUCUGUAAAAUAUUUAAAUAAAGAGUAUAGUAUUUAUUAA